Molecule: messenger RNA, 2166 nt
Organism: Abrus precatorius (Indian licorice)
Lineage: Eukaryota; Viridiplantae; Streptophyta; Magnoliopsida; Fabales; Fabaceae
Product: rop guanine nucleotide exchange factor 1
Exons: 5
Coding region: 174-1868 (564 amino acids)
Molecular function (GO): guanyl-nucleotide exchange factor activity
Source: RefSeq, a predicted model, not a curated record
GAGAGAGAAAGAGAGAGAGAACGUUACGAAUUAGCCCUGUGUGUCCCCCACCUAGUCUUCUUUGUCUUCUUCGCUUUCCCCUUUUAUUUUUCCCUUUACCAAUUACUCGCCGCGAACACACCGCAGCGUUCAGUGAAAUGUGAGAGAGAUCUGAGUGAGAUUUCCAGGGAACAAUGGGGAGCGUUUCGUCUGAAGAUGGUUCCGAUCAACAGAGCGAGCGUUGCGGAAGCUACAGCCUCAGCGCUGACGUCAGCGAAUCCGAGAGUUGCAGCAGCUUCUGCGCUCGCCGUUUCGACGCCGAGGGAGCCUCCAGCUCUGCCAAUCUCUCACCUCGUCCCCUCGCCGCUCACUUCAACUUCCCGCCCGCGCAGGUCAUGCUUCCCGUCAUUGGCGGCAAAGACGUCGUCGUUUGGGAUCACAAGCGCGACCUGGAUUUGUCAGAAGUGGAACUGAUGAAAGAGAGGUUCGCGAAGCUGCUUCUCGGAGAGGACAUGUCUGGUGGAGGGAAGGGAGUGUGCACUGCGCUUGCAAUCUCUAAUGCGAUAACGAAUCUCUCUGCGACUGUGUUUGGUGAACUGUGGAGGUUGGAGCCGCUAGCGCCGCAGAAGAAGGCUAUGUGGCGUAGGGAAAUGGAGUGGCUGCUAUGCGUGAGUGACUCCAUUGUGGAGCUUGUGCCAUCUGUGCAGCAGUUUCCUGGCGGUGGAACCUACGAGGUGAUGGCCACGCGCCCUCGCUCGGAUUUGUACAUCAAUCUCCCGGCCCUGAAGAAACUUGAUGGAAUGCUGCUUAGCAUGCUUGAUGGCUUUCAUGAUACGCAGUUUUGGUACGUUGACCGGGGAAUUAUAUUGGGUGAUUCUAAGGAUUGUGAUGCAUAUGGUAGACCUUCGGUUAGGCAAGAGGAGAAAUGGUGGCUUCCCUCUCCCAAGGUUCCGCCAAAUGGGUUGUCUGAAGAUGAUAGGAAAAGGUUGCAGCAAUGUAGGGAUUGCACCAAUCAGAUACUAAAGGCUGCCAUGGCUAUUAAUAGUUCUGUUCUUGCUGAAAUGGAAAUUCCCCGCGCUUAUGUUGAGUCCUUGCCCAAGAAUGGAAAGGCUUGUCUAGGGGAUAUAAUCUAUCGAUACAUAACUGGGGACCAGUUCUCGCCUGAAUGUCUCCUUGAUUGCCUGGAUCUUUCAUCGGAGCACCACACUCUGGAUAUAGCUAAUAGAAUUGAGGCUGCUAUAAAUGUAUGGAGGCUGAAGGACCAUAAGAAACAUCUAAGUUCGGCAAAAGCUAGACGAUCUUGGGGAGGAAAGGUGAAGGGGCUCGUUAUUGAUGGUGAAAAGAACCAUUUUCUUGCCCAACGGGCAGAGACACUUCUACAAAGCUUGAAACAUCGCUUUCCGGGGCUCCCUCAGACUGCACUAGACAUGGCCAAAAUUCAAUAUAAUAAGGAUGUUGGACAGUCUAUUCUUGAAAGUUAUUCAAGGGUGACGGAGAGCUUAGCCUUUAACAUAAUGGCCAGGAUUGAUGAUGUCCUAUACGUAGAUGAUAGUAUUAAGCGAUGUGCAGCUGCAGAUUCCAUCUCUUUGUUCAGCAGGGGAGGUUUUGGUGGCAUGCCCAUCCAGAAGCGAAUAUCUCCUAGUCCCUUCUCAAUUCAACACAGCCCAUAUGGCUCCCCAUUUGCAACACCAACUUUCUGUUCCUCCUCUCCUGUUACUGGGAGCCCUUGCAGUCCUGGAAGGACACAUGCUGUGAAGAGGAAUGCCCGAAAGGAGGGCACAGAUUCAAAGGCCGAAAAGUUGGCUGCAUCUGAGUUUGAAAGGAUUUGGUCAUACACGGGAAACCUCAGUGCAAGAAGAGCGUCUGGUGAUGCUCCAGAAAGAGACUGAGUUCUACAAUUAGUAUGACUUGCAUCCAUACAUGGCCAUCAAUCGUGUCUUCUAAAAGUGGAUCUGGUUUAAGCCCCCGCUCCCUGUAUAUGAGGGUCUAAUUUUUGUAUAUUCUUAGGCAGUAUGAGUAGGAUUAUGUUGAAAGAUCAUGCCAAUGGAUCAUUAGUUAAAAAUAUUCCCUCCCAAGUAUAAAUAUCUAGAGGCAGCCCCGAUAUGGUUUUCUGCAAAUUAAUUCUAAGUAGAGUUCUGGACUUGUAUAACCCAUUCGAGAUUCAGCAUUAUACAUAUACCCUUGCGC